AUGUCGGGGCCAGACAGAAUAACAACACGGAAAACAGCAGCUUCGGUUGCUGCAGCAGCUGCAAGACGGGCCAGUGUACAGGGUGAUAAUGGGGGAAAAGGCGACAAAGAACAGACACACCCUUUUGCACUGCAGCUUUUAGAAUUCAGGAAAGAGAUGAUGAAAUCAAUGCAAGAAUUUACACAACUGGUCCGUAGUGACAUAGAAAAAUCUAAUUUAUCAUUGAAGGAACAAGUACAUAGAGAUAUUGAGAACUCAAACAAAGUUCUAAAAGAACAGUUUGGGAUAUUGGGAGACAAGGUUAGUAACUUGGAGACAAAAGUAGAUAAAUUAGAAAAAUUAAGAGAGGAGGUCACAGAAGUAAGGGAGGAACAAAAAGGGAUGUUAGGAUUGGUACAAGGGGUUCAAGAGAAACAGAGUGAUUUAGAAGAUCAGGUUUUACUUCUGCAAUUACGAGAACGGGACAGGACGAUCAGACUCUGA
Messenger RNA from Podarcis lilfordi (Lilford's wall lizard), 483 nucleotides. The record is from the annotation of a GenBank genome assembly. Lineage: Eukaryota; Metazoa; Chordata; Lepidosauria; Squamata; Lacertidae.